GGCAACCUUGUUUGGGCCUAUAAAAAAGGUUGGCAGCUUGCUUCGGUUUUUGGUGUUAGCUAACGCCGUUUGUAGAAUUGCGCCAAAAAGUAUAAACAGCGCGGCAAGCUGAUCGAAAAAGAAGGAGGAGCGAAUCGAAGUGCCACAAACCUAUUUUAAAUAUUGCUGACGCUGGCGAAUUGUUAAAUAACUGAUAGCGAAUAGCAGCACAAUGGUUAACAAAGAGAACGCCCUCAGUGUGGGCCAACAAGUGAAGUGGAUCGGAGGCCAAGACAUAGUGCCGCCUGUAAAGCAUCUGGAGCACAAGAACGUUUAUUUCUACCAGAAGUGCAUCUACGGGCCGCUGACUUUGACAGUUGGCGACUUUAUAUUGGUGUCCAAUGCAGAUGCUGCUGAGCCGGACACUGUGAGUGGAUGCGACGUGGCCCGGAUCUUGCACAUGUAUGAGCUGCGUGAGUUGAGCGACCGCGAACCCUUCCGGGCCAUCGUUCAGUGGUACUCCUGGCCAAGGGCUAUUCCACACGAGAAAUUUGACGACGACGACGUGGCCAUUGACUUUAGCCUGGAGGUGAUCGAGGAACACCGCCCAUACGACAACGACGUGGCCCUCGGCGCCAUUUACCGCAAGUGCAUCGUACUGGAAGGUACCUCUAAAUCAUCCGCCCAGAACAUCCUUAGUCGCCACUCUAACAAACUGAAGUCCAAGGCCUGCCCGAUGUUUGUCAGCCGGUACAGGUUCGUCAAGGUAAAACGAAGUUAUCGCUUGAUUCCUUUGGAAAUUCACCUGGAACAGCCGGAGGACAAGCACCGUCAAUCCCGCAAAUCACUAAACUCUCACAAUGAAUCGAAGCGAUCUGCCAGACAUGAUGACACAGCUGGCCAAGCAGAAGCUACGCAGGAAAAGCGACGUUCCACUAUGGGGGCUACCAGGUCCGUUGAAUUCGUCGAUGUCAACUACUUUAACUGCGAGAAUAAGGUGUCGCCCAUUAAAAUCGUGGGCGGACGGAGUGUCGUGCGUCUGUCGGAGAAGAAGAAGACGGACCAGGAGAUCAAUGCCAACUAUCUUCCGGCUUCGCCGCUCACCGAGAAAAACGCCAAGGUUGAGACACCCAAAUCUCGGGCUUCGGCAGCUCGCCGCAACCUUAAUCUCAGCCUGGAUCGAGGAGCGGAUACCACCGCCGACUCAGAUUGCCUAAAUUACUCGAUUGUCCAGCAGACACCCGAUCCUAAGACGCCGUCCAACGACAUGAAGAUUAAGCUGCGUAUUUCGGAGAGAAGACGUUCAGUGCGCCUUGCCUCAAUGGAUGUGGAUCCGUUGUCUCUUGAAGAGCCCAUAGAAGCACCAAAUUCCCAGGGCCGCAAACGAUUGGGUGUGUCCAAUGACGACAUCUAUCAUACGCCCACCAAGAAAUCCAAGGAGCCCCUUGAUCCAGCUGCGGCAGUCGAACGGACACCGUCAACAAGGCGGAAAAGUAUAUUGAAGUCAGCUACCAGUCGGUUGGCCGAGGGAACCCCCAGACGUAGUAUUCAUUUAUCCAAUAUUGUGGAGCAGAGGGUAUUUAAAGGCGAUGAUAUUAUAUCCACUCCAAAAAGAUCCAAGAAAUCAGUUCAAGUCGAGGAUGAAGACUAUUCGCCGAAAAAGUCAGUUCAAAAGACGCCCACACGAUCGCGACGUUUAAGCACCACCACUAAAUCAGCAACGACUCCCAGCAAAGGAAAAACAACCACAACCACAUCUGCAACUCCGAUGACGCCUUCCCAGAAGAUGAAAAAGAUCCGGGCCGGGGAGUUAAGUCCCAGUAUGCAGCAGCGGACGGAUCGUCCGACGAAUGAUAACAGCAAAUCGCAACUGCAGUUGGCACGCGAGCAGCUUCAUGUGUCUGUGGUGCCCAAAAGUUUGCCUUGUCGCGAACGAGAGUUCGAGAACAUUUACGCCUUUCUGGAGGGAAAGAUCCAGGACCAGUGUGGCGGUUGUAUGUAUGUAUCGGGAGUUCCGGGUACUGGCAAAACAGCCACUGUGACCGGAGUUAUACGCACCCUGCAGCGGAUGGCAACUCAGAAAGAGCUGCCCGUCUUUGAGUUUCUGGAAAUCAAUGGCAUGCGGCUGACGGAACCGCGACAGGCUUACGUGCACAUUUACAAACAGCUUACGGGAAAAACCGUAUCCUGGGAGCAGGCUCACUCUCUGUUAGAGAAGCGUUUCACAACUCCUGCGCCGCGUAGAGUUACCACCGUGCUUCUGGUUGAUGAGCUGGAUAUCUUGUGCAACCGGCGACAGGAUGUAGUCUACAACCUUCUCGACUGGCCCACCAAGUCAGCAGCCAAACUGGUGGUGGUCACUAUUGCCAACACUAUGGAUUUGCCUGAGCGCCUCUUAAUGGGUAAAGUGACUUCACGUCUUGGUCUAACCCGACUCACGUUCCAACCGUAUAGCCAUAAACAGCUACAGGAGAUCGUUACCGCUCGUUUAGGAGGAUCAGAAGCUUUUAAAGGCGAGGCCGUUCAGCUAGUUGCGCGCAAGGUGGCUGCUGUUUCUGGUGAUGCUCGUCGAGCUCUGGACAUUUGCCGGCGCGCCACGGAAAUUGCUGAUACCGCUCAAGUCAAAUGCGUGACCAUGCUGCAUGUGCAGCAGGCUUUGGCGGAGAUGAUAGCUAGUGCAAAAGUGCAGGCCAUCAAGAACUGCUCACGGCUGGAGCAGAUCUUUCUGCAAGCGGUUGCAGCAGAAGUUACGCGCACUGGCGUCGAAGAGACUACAUUCAUGGGCGUUUAUCAGCAAGUGGAGACAAUAGCCGCCUUUAUGGGUGUGACCUUUCCACCACCAGGAAGUGCUCUUCGGCUAUGCGCAAAACUAGGUGCAGAGAGACUCAUUAUUAGCGAACAUUCGCGCAACGAUCUCUUUCAGAAAAUCUUGCUCAAUGUCAGCGCAGAUGACAUUCAUUACGCACUAAGAGUUGGAGAGGUAGUUAGUUAAAAGAGUCAUACGAAAUCAAGUAAGAGUGGGAAGUUACCUUUUGGCAUUUCUUAAGCUAUUUCACCUAGAAUCAUUACAUUUUACCUGCUUUUAUAACGCCCACAUCAAGAAUGCUUGAUUAUUAUAUAAAUCAUCUACAACCAUCUUACACUUUUAAGGUAUCCAUUCUUAGUUAAAACAUCCAAAACAUUGUAAUAGAUUAAGCGUUUUUAAAUUAUUUCUUAUUUAAGCGUCAUUUUUAAACAAUUUAAAGUACAAACUUGUUACUAAAAAUACUAAAUAGAACACCAGUACAGUGUAA
Molecule: messenger RNA, 3272 nt
Organism: Drosophila eugracilis
Lineage: Eukaryota; Metazoa; Arthropoda; Insecta; Diptera; Drosophilidae
Gene: Orc1
Product: origin recognition complex subunit 1
Exons: 3
Coding region: 212-2971 (919 amino acids)
Biological process (GO): DNA replication initiation; mitotic DNA replication checkpoint signaling
Cellular component (GO): nuclear origin of replication recognition complex
Molecular function (GO): DNA replication origin binding; ATP hydrolysis activity; ATP binding
Source: RefSeq, a predicted model, not a curated record